AUGAAGAAAUUUACUAUAAACUUGUCAAAUAUCCAUUGUGAUAAAUGUGAAGUAGCUAUCCGUAAAUGUUUACAACAAUUUUAUAAGAUCAGUGAUCUGGAUGAACCACAAACCUUAACUAAUAGACCAGAGAUCAUAUUUAAAUUAGUAGAUAAUGAAGUGAUAUUAUAUGGUAAUGAAAACAUUGAUUUCCAACUGAACAUUAAGAGAAUUAUUAAACUGUUGGAGAAAAUCGGAUUUGAGGUUUUAUCUUGGGAGUUAAAGUAUGAUGAUGAAACUAUCAGUUCAUCACAAAUGACUACAAUUGAUCUCGAGGAACAACACGAACCUGAUGGGUUUUUCGAUCUUGUUGGAUUCUAUCAUAAGUUUGUUUACAAAAGACACAAGAAGAACCACUUGCAUUAUUGUAAAUCUUGUCAAGAUCAUGAGAAAAAGAAGCGUGAAUCACUGGAAACUGAAGAGUUAAGUAGUGAAGAAACUGUAGUUGAAGUUCCUCAACAAGAAUAUAGAGCUGCAUUUUUGGUCACUGGUAUGACAUGUUCAUCUUGUGUGCAAUCUAUUUCCGAGAAUUUGAAAUCCAUAUUGGGAGAUUCAAAAAGUCAAGAUGAACCAAAUUUUUCAGUCAAUAUUAUUGAACAAUCAGUGGUUGCCAUUAUUCCUAAUAAGCAAAUUAUCAAUAGGAUCAUUGAUACAAUAAAUGAUCUGGGAUUUGAUUGUAAGUUAAUUGAAGUCUUACCAGUUGAAAGAUCCAUAAAUACCAAAGUAACUGCAUUAAUCGGGGGUAUGACUUGUUCCGCUUGUGCAAUUUCCAUUGACAGUGCCGUUAAAGAUUUGCCAUUUAUAUUAGAGAGUGGUAUUAACGUGGUUACCAAAACCGCUAAAUUUGUAUUGGAAGAUGAUAAUGGUAAGAAUAUUGCUAAAUUACAAGAAGCUGUCGAAGAUUGUGGAUUCGAUUUCCAAUUAUUGACUACUGAAAAAGUCAACUACACCUCAGGGAAGCAAAAACCAAGAAGUAUCAAUUUGAAGAUUAACGGGAUGUUUUGUACUCAUUGUCCUGAUAUAAUUUCGAAAUAUUUGUCUAGAUACGGUGAUGCUGUUGUGAUCAAUGAUCCACUUACAUUGGAUUCACCAGUGGUCAAGUUUACGUAUUUACCACUGGCUUCAGUUACUGCAAGAAAGAUUUUAUUUGACUUGAAUCAUAUUAGAGAUGAUGGUGAUGAUGGAUAUGUUAUCGAUGAAGAUAUAAAUGGUCCCUUUGAAUGUGAAAUUAUUAAACCUGUUUCUGUGGAUGAACAUGUGAGAAAGUUGGCACGUCGUGAAGUACUUGGUAUUGCUAUCAGAUUAUUGAUUGCUUUUGUGUUUGUUAUCCCAACAUUCAUUUUUGGUAUUGUUGCCAUGUCAUUGUUACCAAAAUCCCACAGAUUUAGAAUUUGGGUUGAAGAUCCAAUUUGGGCCGGUAAUGUCUCCAGAAAUACUUGGAUUUUAUUUAUCUUGGCCACUCCGGUGUAUUUUUUUGCAGCCGAUACUUUUCAUAGAAAGGCAAUCAAAGAAGUUAAAUCUUUAUGGUUUCACAAGAAUUCAUUUAAAGCAAGACUUUUCAAGUUUGGAUCUAUGAAUUUGUUAAUGAGUUUAGGUACAUCUGUUUCUUAUUUUGCAAGUAUUGUAUUAAUUGGUUUAAGUGCUCGUCAAAAACCAAUGACUCAUCAUGGUUUCCAUACUACUUAUUUUGAUUCAGUUGUGUUCUUAACAUUCUUUUUAUUGAUUGGUAAAUUAUUGCAAAGUUAUUCCAAAACCAAAACUGCUGAUGCAAUCUCACAGUUGGCCAAUUUAAAACAAUCUGAGGCCACAUUAAUUGAGGAAGAUGGCAAAGAUGUUGUUAUUGAUCUUCAAUUAUUAGAAAUUGGUGAUCAAAUAAGAAUUGGGUCGGGUGAAUCUCCACCAGUUGAUUGUGUUUUAGUGGAUGGUGAGUCAGAAUUUGAUGAAAGUGCACUUACUGGUGAAUCUACUCCAGUUAAGCAUAUAGAAGGUCAUCAAAUAUUCUCAGGUACUGUCAACAUUGGAAAUAAUUCAGUCGUAGGUAAGGUCACCAGCCUUGAAGGUGAUUCAUUGUUAAAUCAAAUUGUCAACACUGUUAGAGAUGGUCAAUUAAGAAAAGCACCAAUGGAAAGAACUGCUGAUUUAAUAACUGGAUAUUUUGUUCCAUUUAUUGUCGGCUGUGCUAUUGUCACUUGGGUGAUUUGGUUAAUAUUGGCUUAUUCAGGGGCACUUCCAGAUAGUUAUUUAGAUAUUGAUGUCGGUGGUUGGACUGUUUGGUCACUUGAAUUUGCUAUUGCUGUAUUUGUCAUUGCUUGUCCAUGUGGCAUUGGUUUGGCUGCUCCUACUGCAUUGUUUGUUGGUUCUGGGUUAGCUGCCAAAAGCGGUAUUCUUGCCAAAGGUGGUGGUGUUGCUUUCCAAGAUGGAGCAAAUGUCAAUAUUGUAUGUUUUGAUAAGACUGGUACUUUGACGAGAGGUGAAUUAACGAUCACCAACUUUAAUUUCCCAGAAAAGAAUGAUAUAAUGAAGAAGAUUGCUUUACAAGUUGCUAGAGAUAUGGAAGUCUCUUCACAACAUCCAUUAGCCAGAGCUAUUAAGUCAUUCAUUGAGUCAUAUAGCAAAGGAUCAUUAACAGGAAACAAGGUUCCUCAAGUCGAAACAGUUCCUGGUAGAGGUUUAAGAGGUGACAUCAUCUACGAUGAAACUGAUGAAUUUUGGAAUCAAUACAAGCCAACAAAGGCUAUUCUUGGUAAUGAAAAACUAAUGGAAGAAAAUGGAAUUGAAUUUACCACUAGUCAAAAGGAAUUCUUAACUCGAUGGAAAUCUGAAAGCAAAUCUGUUAUUUUAAUUGGUUUACAAUGUGAAGAGUAUUUUAAGGACAACAAAUUCCACUUGGUGUUAACUAUGGCAGCUCGUGAUCAAUUAAGGCCAGAAACAAAGAAAGUUGUUGAAUUUUUACAAUCUAGCAGUAUUGAGUGUUGGAUGAUUACUGGUGAUAAUAAACUUACUGCUGAUGCCAUUGCAAAAGAAAUUGGAAUUGAUAAUGUUGUCAGUGAAGUGUUGCCAGAUGAAAAGGAAUCACAGAUUAAGAAAAUUCGUCAAUUAAGACUGGGUGAUAAGAAAAAACCUAUUAUAGCUAUGGUGGGUGAUGGUAUCAACGAUGCACCAGCAUUAGCUGCUGCUGAUGUUGGAAUUGCGUUAUCUUCAGGUGCUGAUUUAGCAGUUACUUCAAGUGACUUCAUUUUGCUUAAUAAGUUACACCCAUUGGUCAGUCUUGCUACACUUUUGGAAAUUUGUCAUAAAGUGUUCAAUAGAGUUAAACUUAAUUUUGGUUGGAGUUUGGUAUACAAUAUGGCUGCGCUUCCUAUUGCUGCUGGUGUUAUUUAUCCAUACAAGAAUUCCAGAUUGGAUCCAGCUUGGGCUGCAGCUGCAAUGGCUUUAUCUUCAGUCAGUGUUGUAAUGAGUAGUUUGGCUUUGAAACUAUAUAGACCAAAGUUGAAGCCAGAAGAUUUUGGAUUGGAUAAUGAAGAACAAGAAGAAAUUUUACCAGAAGAGGAGGAAUAG
Messenger RNA from Candida tropicalis MYA-3404, 3597 nucleotides. It is a transcript of the gene CRP1, whose product is annotated as Crp1p. Gene Ontology annotation, biological process: monoatomic cation transport; copper ion homeostasis. The transcript has a single exon. Bases 1 to 3597 code for a protein of 1198 amino acids. Gene Ontology annotation, molecular function: ATP binding; ATP hydrolysis activity; P-type divalent copper transporter activity. The record is from RefSeq and is a predicted model, not a curated record. Lineage: Eukaryota; Fungi; Ascomycota; Pichiomycetes; Serinales; Debaryomycetaceae. Gene Ontology annotation, cellular component: membrane.